Messenger RNA from Xiphophorus hellerii (green swordtail), 2794 nucleotides. It is a transcript of the gene tdrd3, whose product is annotated as tudor domain containing 3. Gene Ontology annotation, molecular function: protein binding; RNA binding. The coding region runs from base 167 to 2527 and encodes 786 amino acids. Lineage: Eukaryota; Metazoa; Chordata; Actinopteri; Cyprinodontiformes; Poeciliidae. Gene Ontology annotation, biological process: mRNA processing. The transcript has 14 exons. Gene Ontology annotation, cellular component: cytoplasm; nucleus. The record is from RefSeq and is a predicted model, not a curated record.
GCGACUCAGUCGGUGACGUAUUCACGACUGGGUCAUUUAGUGCUCACAUUAACGAGCUUUGUUUGAAAGAAAAUAUUAUGUAACACAGUACCAGAUCAUUGUUUGUUACUUGGUCACUCAUUAAAGCUACUGUUGUCUUUAUUAGACAUCUGCAAUUUGGACAAAAAUGACCGAUCUGACAGAAUCUCUGGUCAAAGAAGGCUGGUACCUCAGUGAUGAAGGCAUAGCGGAACUGAAAGGAUCUGCAGAGAAAGUUACACCGAGUGACCUUAUUCGCAUUGCUCUUGAUAGUGAUCUUAGGCCUAUUGGGAAAAAGGUUCUUCCAUCUGAUAUAAAUAGUGGAAGAACUGAAAAGUUGGAGGGUCCAUGUGUCCUCCAGGUGCAGAAAGUGAGAAACAUCUCGUCUCCCAAAGACCAUGAAGAGUCCCAGGGAGCACCGAGAAUGCUGCGUCUCCAAAUGACAGAUGGGCACACCACCUGUGUUGGACUGGAGUUUAAACAUCUGUCCAAAAUCAGUUUGAAUACACCUCCUGGGACCAAGGUGAAGCUUAUCGGUUCAAUCCAAGUUAAAAAUGGUAUUUUGCUGCUCGAUGACUCAAACAUCCACGUUCUUGGGGGAGAAGUGGAUCAUAUGGUAGAGAAAUGGGAGCUACAAAGGAGUCUGGCCAAACACAGCAGGAGUAACAUUGGAGCAGAAGGUGGACCUCCACCUUUCGUGCCAUUUGGCCAGAAGUGUGGAAGAAAGGAUGACGUAGACAGCAGGGAACUAGAUCAGAGGAAAACCCUGCAGACUCAAAAUGUGAUCAAAAGCACAGACGAGAACGACGAGUUCGAAAAGCAGCGGACGGCAGCUAUAGCUGAAGUUUCGAAGACUAAAGAAGGCCCUCGCACAUUUGGUGGUGGAGGAAAUGCGGGCAGUAAUUUAUCCAAUGCAGCAUCCUUCUCUCGAAGCAGAGACUCUCACCAGCAAAGGAGGCGAGAAGACAAGCCGGAAAGAACAGAAAGCAGACAAGAUGGAAACUAUAGAGAGCUGGUGGAUGAACGGGCUCUGAGAGACAUCAUGGAGAUGGGCUUUAAUAGGGAGGCUGCCCGACAAGCUCUGAUGGAUAACAAUAACAACCUUGAAGUAGCACUAAACAGCCUACUGACCGGAUCUUCCGGUGGCAGACCUGGCUCAGUGGUCCCUGAGCCUAACAAGCCACAACUUAGAGCCAGAGGAAGGGGGAGAGGCAGGUCGAGAAAUGAAGACGAGGAGGAUGGAGCAGGGGGAAGACCUUCUGGACCAAGCACCCUAUUUGACUUUCUAGAGUCCAAGAUGGGAGCUUUCUCCAUUGAUGAGCCAAAGAAUCAGAUAACACAGCGGCAGUAUGAGAACAAAACUAGUUUUUCCAACUCAAACUAUCAUGCCAAAGAUGCAUCCCAGACCAAGUUCUCACACAGUGACCACAGGCAACAGAGGAACGACAGGCCACCCCGCUUUCAUAAGGACACAGAUUUCCCCAAACCUGGGCAGGAGGCAGGCUCAAACUCGGGAACACCCCAAAUGUCGGCUCCUGCCCAGCAGUGGAGGGGCCAGGAGAAAUGGCCCCGGAGCACAUCCGACCGAGCGCAGAACGACAGGAGAGAAAUUAGAGACGAACAGAAUGUUCCCGCCACCAUUAUGUCUCCUCUCACACAUUUAAAAGAAUUUCAGCAGCAGACUGAAUUUAGCGGGGCUUACCACCAACGGUCUCGAAAUGGGAACGGCAGUAGUAUGUCUGGACCGCCUCACAGGCGAGGGGUAAAAGAAAAUGUGCCCACCUCUAAACCCAAUAAUCCUGCAGGAGGGGAAGUAGAUGGAAGAGGAAAUUAUAAACGCUCAGAAAGAAAUGAGGAAGCCGGCAACAACAGGAGGAAGGGUAGAGCCGAGCGGCCAAACUCUGACCACUUUGACAGACAGAGGGACGGUGGGCCGUUGAACUUUAACCCAAGAGGAGGAAACUCAGGAACUUCACAGGAAGUGGGAUUAUCACAGGGCUCCCGAACUGUAACGGGGGAUCCUUCGCACUUCCAAAAUGGAGAGUUGGAACAUAAAAGGACUGGGCCCAUCAAGCCAAUAAACUCACCCUGUCCUCAAAACAGAGAGCAGCAGCCCAAGAGGAACGCUCAUAACAACCAGGGAUCUAAAAGGAGGACAGGGCAAGGCCGAGGUCAGGGACCUAGAGGAACAGAAAAAGGUUACAUCACUGAACAUGCAUGGAAACCUGGAGACGCAUGCCUGGCUCUGUACUGGGAAGACAACAAGUAUUACCAUGCCAGGAUAGAUGCUGUGCAUCCUUCUGGCUUGACAGCGGUGGUCGUGUUUAGUGAUUAUGGAAACUGUGAAGAGGUUCUCCUGCAUAACAUCAGACCUGUUCCUGAUGACAUGAUGGAGGAAGAUGACGGUUACUAUGACAGUUCACUGGAGUUUCGCCGUGGAGGUGAUGGACAGCCGAGACGCUCGAGGCCCACGCAGCAGUACUACCAGCCGCCCCGGGCGCGUGAUUGAUGUUUCUGUGUUUACACUGGCAGUGUGAUCGUCCCCCAUGCCUCAACUUUCUGCAAGAAUCCAGAGUGCUUCCUGAAGUUUUUAAAUGUCCACAUCCCACGGACUAACAGAACUUUUCAAAGGGCUUGCACAUAAUGCAAAAAUAAUAAUUAAAAAAACACAUAAACUCCUGUUGUUUUUUUGGUCAAGGACAUAUCUACUGUAUAUGUUUUGAAGAUUUGUUAAAUGGAUGCAUCAAAAAUAAACAACUAAUUAAUAGUAAAUGCA